Ostertagia ostertagi is the source of this 369-nucleotide messenger RNA. NCBI's taxonomy places the organism in Eukaryota, Metazoa, Nematoda, Chromadorea, Rhabditida, Trichostrongylidae. The record is from the annotation of a GenBank genome assembly.
AUGCACACGCCUGGUGUAAUAACUGCAUUGGUGCAAUUGGCACCUCCUUUUUCGGGUGCCGCAUCGGAGUGGUCGAUGGUGUUUCGUGUCUCGGCGCUUGUAGCGGCUCUUCCCGUGUUUGUGUUCACGUGGUGGGGAUCAGCUGAGAGACAGCUAUGGGCAGCGCCAUCGUCCAAAAAUUCCGUGUACUCCUUCUCGACUGAUAAAAGGUCAAGGACUACCGGUGGAUCUUUUAGUCAGCUUUCACGUGAAACAUCCAUGUCCUCGUUGUCAGCUCGAGACGGAGCAUCAGUGCGAAAGAAGUUGUCUACCACAAGCAUGUCGCGUUCAAGUAGUCUUGCGAAGAAUCUCAACGAUGCCAAGACAUAA